Strigops habroptila (Kakapo) is the source of this 961-nucleotide messenger RNA. RefSeq names its product nucleoredoxin like 1 (gene NXNL1). The coding region runs from base 102 to 722 and encodes 206 amino acids. Gene Ontology annotation, biological process: photoreceptor cell maintenance. Lineage: Eukaryota; Metazoa; Chordata; Aves; Psittaciformes; Psittacidae. Gene Ontology annotation, cellular component: mitochondrion. The record is from RefSeq and is a predicted model, not a curated record. The transcript is spliced from 2 exons.
AGCCGCUUAGGGGCUGAUCUGCGGAAUCCAUGGUCAUUAAUAAUAGGGAUCGGCGACGGGAUCCGCAUCCGUCCCACUACUGAGCACUCACCGGUCUGCCCAUGGCCGCCCUCUUCACCGGGAAGGUGCUGGUGGCCAACCGGGAGCAGGACGAGCUGGAGACGGAGCGGGAGCUGUGCCGGGCGCUGGAGAACAAAGUGCUGCUGCUCUACUUCGGCUCCGGGCAGUGCCCGCGCUGCCGCCGGUUUGCUCCGCUCCUCAAGGACUUCUUCCUGCGGCUGACGGACGAGUUCUACGUGGAACGAGCCUCGCAGCUGGUCCUGGUGUACGUGUCCCGGGAUGAGACGGAGGAGCAGCAGAGCGCGUUCCUCCAGAGCAUGCCGAAACGCUGGCUGGCCGUCCCGUUUGGGGAUGCCUUCGGAAGGGAGCUGGAGCUGCGCUUCGCUGUAUCUGAGGUGCCAGCGGUGGUGGUGCUGAAGCCAAACGGGGAGGUGAUCGUUGGGAAUGCCGUGGAGGAGAUCCAGAGCAUGGGCCCCACUUGCUUCCGGAACUGGCAGGAGGCUGCCGAGCUGGUGGACAGGAAUUUUCUCUUGGCAGAGGAUUUUGAUAAGUGGAGCAGGAGAAGCAUCACUGAGCCCAUCCGCCGCCUCAAGUACAAGCUGGACAAGAAGAUGGAGGCAAAGAACAAGGAAAGGAAAGAGGAAGGUGAAGACUUGGCUUAGGGGCUCACAGAAGCCAUGGCUGCAUGGGCUGAUGCCCCAACCCAACGUCUCCAGACCAGCAACAUCCGUAUCCUCCUAGGACCUGGUGGAGUGAAAAUCUCACCCUGAGAUCUUUCUCAUUUAUCUAUCAAAAAAGUGAGAAGAAAAGGAACUGCUAAGGACCAGAAUUCAGUGACUGACUCACUAAACAGUUCAAAAUGGGAAUUUGUAGAAUCACGGAAUGGUUUGGGUUGGAAAGG